Messenger RNA from Fonsecaea multimorphosa CBS 102226, 3420 nucleotides. RefSeq lists its product as uncharacterized. The record is from RefSeq and is a predicted model, not a curated record. Lineage: Eukaryota; Fungi; Ascomycota; Eurotiomycetes; Chaetothyriales; Herpotrichiellaceae. The transcript has 2 exons. The coding region runs from base 1 to 3420 and encodes 1139 amino acids.
AUGUCCUUCCGUGGUAACCGUGGCCUUUCUGACAAGGACAACGUCGCCAUCUCAAGGAUGCCAACAGGCCUUCGGUCUCGAAAUACCCCGUCAUCUGGUCAUCGACCAGUUGCGCUGUCUCCGCCGCGUUCUUGUCCAGCUCAGCUUGUCCCGUUGAAGCCAAGGUUAAGACCAGCCAACUCGAAUGCAUCACCCGUAACUCCAACCACUUUGUAUGGUGAGACCAGAAAGAAGUCCUGGGUCAAUAGCGCGUCCAAGCAUCUUGGGUUGUCGAAGCUGCGUCCCAAGGCGAGUUUUCCACGAGAAGGCAUCAUGAACAUGGAUUCCACCGCCGCGCCGGGGGCGUCCUUGACGAAAAGUCUCAACGUACAACCGCACAACUUAUCCGGAAGCUCUCGUUCACCUGUUCCUGCUCCGCUGAGUCACCCACGACACCAAAGUCCUGAAGAUAAACCACUCCCAAGUCUUCCUGUUGCAACCGUCAAGACUAAAUCACCCAUCCGCAGAUCCCUCAUCGACUGCACUGAAAGACCCCUUCGGCGAUCUCUAACCCCUCCUUAUGGCGGAGUUCAGCAACAAGAAGACUGGCCUGCGAUUGAACCCACAAAAGCCGACACAAUUCGCUCAGAGGUUAGCCAGUCUCAAGUUAAACCAAGUCUGAGCGAGAGCUUGUAUGAAGGCAUGCGAGCAUUGGAUCUGCAUGAUGAUAAGGAGAAAAUUGUCCAAGCAGAACACAACGUCGAAUUCAAAGAGAAUAUCGAGCCGGUGGCAGCAGCAACCCAUUUUCGCGAGGCCAAUUCGGCGGUCACGGCUGACAGCACCACCCGUCCUCUCUCAUCAAGCCAGCUGCCGAAACCUCGUGAAUCUCUGCUUCGAUCACUGUCUAGUCAUGUCGAUUCGCCUAUGACCCAGCAAACAAAGACCUCGGCACUGCGACUUCAUCAGGUAAAAGCAAUUGGAGGUUCUAUUGGGGAAAUGGCUGGAAGUAGUGGUCAUAUCCCUCCUGUCCGCGACCGAGCUGAAUCUCCUUCGGUUUGGCGUUCGAAGCAGGCCUUUCCUGGGGGUCCAGUCCGUACUAAUUCUCGUGGUCGUUAUGGUGUUACAGGCCGAGGCUCCCCAUAUACCAUACCGACCCGCUCAAAGUCUGUUCAAAAGACAGCCUCAAGAUAUAAGACGAGCAUUGAUGUAGGAUCAUCUCGCAAUCCAGUCACCGACCAGGGCUUCGGUCUUGCCCAGCGUGGAACCACGACCCAACAACCUUCCUCACCAAGACAAAAUGGCCGCAAGAGUUCCCUUCCUUUGCCCACUAGACUUACUCGUCAAGCACUGGACGAAAGCAGCGAAGGAAACAUGCGCAAGAACUCACCUUCGGAGCCCUUCAUGAACAUCGCUGUGCACGAACUCCCGGGUGCGGGAAGACCGUCAAGCCAUCUUGUUGAAGACUUUGCCAGCAAUGGAGUCAACGAAAAUGGCAACCCUUCUGAAACCACGAACAAACAUAAAGUCGAACUUCUAAAUGUUAAAGAAAUGCUAUCCACAACAGCCCCCCGCGAUGACGAGUCCUUCGUUGAUAGCGAUGGCGAGUCUGGAGUCAGCAUUCAUGGCUACGAUUCCUUCGGAGGAUAUCGUGUUCGGCGCGUUGGGAAUGGGUCUAGAAUGGGUCCGACUCUUCGCAUCACAGAUUCUGCCAGCCGCGUUCUGCUAGGUCAAGGGGGCAACGAUCUUGUGGGCAAGCGAAGUCACAGGCCUUCUCUUAACCACAAGGGAAGCGCCCCUGAUAUUGGCUCCCCACGAAUUGCGAAAGACCAAGUCCGACGAUCCAGUGCCAUCUUCAGCCGCCCCAUGUCACUCGUCAGAAAUUUCACAGAUCGAUCUCUUAACCUGCAUCACGACGCAGACCAAGAUGAGACUCAGAAUCUCAUCGGUAAGGAUAGCUCUGUGGAUACCGUGGUGCGGGCAGAACUUCCGGACAAUAGCAUCAAUUUCAGAAUGGGCCAGCUAGGAGACCUACACACCAACGUCAAUGCCAGAGAAUCGACCGAGAAGGAGACAUCUGUUUACCAGACCACUCCAACCUCUACACAGAGUGACUGGCCCUGCAAGGACUUUGCGGAUUUCAGCACGCCCUCUAAGCCCGCGGCUGUCACAGCGAAGCAGAAGGAAAACGCCUCGAGCAGUACGACUGACGGGGUUAUCACGAAGCGACAAACACCAAGCUCUUCGUCGAGACCACCUACCAUCGUCCUGCGCGCCGCCCCGAGUAAAGAGACAGCGCCUUUCUUGUUCCAAGAUCUAGCACAAGAACAAGCCAAACAGGAGAAGCUUGUCAAUGAUCUUGCAAAGGCGACAUAUGACGAGGUCGCAACAGUCCCCGAACCAAAAACCACUACACCCUUUCCCCCACGCACUUCGUCGCGGAAGCCCAAACCACCUCCGAUCAUUGUCUCUCCCCCUGAGCAUCAUCCUCAAUCAAUUAGCUUCCUGGCGCAGCGAGCACCGAAAGCAUACGCGGUCAACCAAGACAAGAUCAAGAAGCCACGCAAUGUAAAGACAUUUUCACAGAGCAUUUCUCCACGCACUGACUCCGUCAAAGGAAGGAAGAUCUCACACGUCUUGGCACAUAGUCCGUCGAGUUCCAGUAAGAAGACAGUCAUCUCCAACAUUCGGGGCUUGUUUCACAAGAGGUCGGUUGAGUCGAGUAAGGCAGCUACGAAUGCUAUUGAAAGUGGUGCCGUAUCAGAUGAGGUGAACCCGAACCCAGCCAAAGCAGCCGGUGGUCCUGGAUCCCUACGUCGCAAACCAGUCCCAACUUCGACGUCAGGAGAGAGGGAUGAUAAGAAUGUGAGCUGUCAACUUCAAGUGAAUUCUAGCGACAAUGGACAAACGGGACAAGGUAAACUGAAGCCAACCCAUGAAAGUCAAGCGACAGAAUCGCAGGAGCAAAUCAGCCGUACAGGUUCGAGAGCGCUUAGACGGAAGACUCCUUUCAUCAGUCCCACUACACCUUUCACAGCAGGCCUCAACACAUCGGUGUUUCCCACUUCGCCGCUCGAGACUAGUGCAGUGGCUGCCAAAGCAACGGCAAAGAAGAUCGCCUCUCCCACCACUCAUGCCCAUCCUCAGGUACGAUCACCGACGACUUUAUCCCCAACUACCCCGCCCACACUAGCUAUCGCGACGAACAUGACCCAUUCUCUGCUGGACCUCGCGCGCACCUCGACCGACCCUACCCGCAAGGCUCACCUUAUUGAAUUAUCAAAGUGUAUGGUCGAGGUUGUCAGUUCGGCCAGGGACGCGGAAAAGGCAAUGGAAAAGGCCAAGAUGGAGGCCAGUCGGGCAGAGUGCGCCUGGCUCAAGUGUUUGAAGGACGUUGGACAGGUAGAAGGGCUGAUCAAGGGGAUUGUUGAAUUCAAGGCAUAG